AUGGGCAACAAUGCCAUCUCCCUCAAAUCUAGGUUUCAGAAUGCUAAAGGUGCUCGAGCAAAAGCGGACUUGGGCUCACAUCCCAAAACUGCCUCAACCCACAACCUGCCAGCGAACCGUGUAGAGAAGUUGACCUCCGGUGUGAGGAAGCGCAGAAGUCACAACGAAAUCACGUUGACAGACCGCUUCAAGGACUCCAUUGAUACCUAUCGCACUGAACUCGGCUCGGAGACGGAUCGUCUGCUUGCACAGACCGAACAUGAUCUCGACCAGCAGCUGGCGGAGAUUACUCAAGAGUUUGGUGGGCAGCUCAGGCUUGUGGCAGAUUUUGAGAGCAAGAUCUUCAGCCCGAUCUCCGAGGAGAGGCUCGAGAUCGUUGUUGGCUCGGCUGAAGAAGGUGGUCAGACUUCGGUACAGUAUGCCACUUUGGCCGACCGGAUGCGAGACCUUGAGAGGGUCCUUUCAGCGGAAGCAGCUCAGCUCGAGAGCUUGUGGAAAGAAUGGUAUGCUACGAAUUUGGAGUUGGUGCGUCUAGCAGUCGAAGUCCUCGGGCCUGUUGGAGUCAAAGCGUCUCGCAACCAGGAUGACAAGAGCCUUACAGCACAAGUCACUGCCGCUAUCGACGAGAACAGAGGACACGAGGCCAGGCACACGGAAUACCAAAAAAAAGCCGCUGAGAUGGAACGGUCCAUUCGUGCGACUGCUAGAGAAGCGAUCAAUCAUCUGACCGAGCAAGAAAAGGAAUGGAGGAUUACCGAGAAGAAGAAGAUUCAGAAGAUCAAGCAAAUCAUAAUGGAGGCAGACUGA
Messenger RNA from Endocarpon pusillum Z07020, 807 nucleotides. RefSeq lists its product as uncharacterized. The record is from RefSeq and is a predicted model, not a curated record. The transcript has 3 exons. Bases 1 to 807 code for a protein of 268 amino acids. Lineage: Eukaryota; Fungi; Ascomycota; Eurotiomycetes; Verrucariales; Verrucariaceae.